Molecule: messenger RNA, 563 nt
Organism: Corythoichthys intestinalis (scribbled pipefish)
Lineage: Eukaryota; Metazoa; Chordata; Actinopteri; Syngnathiformes; Syngnathidae
Product: solute carrier family 2, facilitated glucose transporter member 9-like
Exons: 5
Coding region: 24-563 (179 amino acids)
Biological process (GO): monosaccharide transmembrane transport
Cellular component (GO): plasma membrane
Molecular function (GO): hexose transmembrane transporter activity
Source: RefSeq, a predicted model, not a curated record
CAUUGCUUCUCCAGCCGCGGGAGAUGAUGGGCAACGAUGACAUGUGGCCCUUUCUUCUGGCCAUCAGCAGUGUUCCUGCCAUUCUUCACGUUGGGGCAUUGUUUUUCUUCCCGGAGUCGCCUCGAUACCUUUAUAUUGAUAAAGGUGACUUUGAAGGCGGUAGGAAAGCAUUGCAGUGGCUGUGGCAGGAGGAUGAUGUAAAGAUGGAAUUGGAAGACAUGCAGAAUGAGCGAGACAGCACCCAAGGGGAAAAGGCCAAAACCAUGAAGGACGUGUUGACUUCUCGCUGCGUCAGAUGGCAGCUGCUGACUUUGGCCUUUCCUUGUUCUAGCAUCCAGUUUUGUGGCAUCAAUGCGCUCUAUUUCUAUGCGUUGGACAUCUUCCGGGAGUCAGGCAUUCCAGAAGAACAGAGGCAAUACUUGACUAUUGGGAUUGGAGCAACGGAGCUCGUUGCUGUUGUGCUGUGUUGGCUUGUGCUGGCCAAAAAAACUUUUAAUAUCCCUCCUGUUCGAAAGGGGGAGGAGGAGGCGGCAUGUUGUUUUUCUGAUGGCGAGGUUGUGUGA